Penicillium lagena is the source of this 1413-nucleotide messenger RNA. Its product is annotated as kynurenine--oxoglutarate transaminase. Gene Ontology annotation, molecular function: pyridoxal phosphate binding; L-kynurenine:2-oxoglutarate transaminase activity. The transcript has 9 exons. Gene Ontology annotation, biological process: biosynthetic process. NCBI's taxonomy places the organism in Eukaryota, Fungi, Ascomycota, Eurotiomycetes, Eurotiales, Aspergillaceae. The record is from RefSeq and is a predicted model, not a curated record. The coding region runs from base 1 to 1413 and encodes 470 amino acids. Gene Ontology annotation, cellular component: cytoplasm; mitochondrion.
AUGAUUCUGGGUCGCAACACUCGACUCGUCUCUGUCUUUAAAUCGACUACUGCCCACCGCGCAGCCUCGAUCCCCAUCUCCUUCAGCCCGGCCUUACCCCGCCUCCCCGGAUUCGGCGCAAGAGCAAUGUCCGCAACAGCUGUGCGACCCGACCCUUUUAAGCCGGCAAAGAGAGUGGCCGGACAGCGACAAGAUGUCUGGUCCAUCGUGAACGAAGCCGCGGCCGCCUCGCCCGUUCAGCCGAUUGUGAAUAUGGGCCAAGGAUUCUUUGGUUACAAUCCUCCCAAGUUCGCUAUUGACGCGGCCAAGGAUGCCCUGGACCGGGUGGAAUGCAACCAGUAUUCCCCGACAAAGGGCCGUCCUCGUCUCAAGAAGGCCAUUGCGGAUGCAUACUCGCCUUUCUUCGGCAGGACCUUGAAUCCGGAGACAGAGGUCUCCAUCACCACGGGCGCGAAUGAGGGUAUGCUGAGCGCAUUCAUGGGUUUCAUUGAACCCGGUGAUGAAGUCAUUAUCUUCGAACCGUUCUUUGACCAAUACAUCAGCAAUAUCGAGAUGCCUGGUGGCACAAUCCGUUAUGUCCCCCUUCACCCACCCAAGGACGGUGCCACAAGGACCUCUCCUGCUUCAGAGUGGACUAUUGAUUUUGACGAGUUGGAGAAAACUAUCAACUCCAAGACAAAAAUGAUUGUGUUAAACUCUCCCCACAAUCCCGUGGGCAAGGUCUUCUCACGCGAGGAGCUCCAACGUAUUGGAGAUCUGUGCGUGAAGCACAAUCUGAUCAUUCUGUCUGAUGAAGUGUACGAUCGCCUUUUCUAUGUGCCGUUUACCAGAAUCGCCACCCUGUCACCGGAAUUGUACGAGCGUACGCUCACCGUGGGUUCCGCCGGCAAGGCUUUCUACGCCACUGGCUGGCGAGUUGGGUACCUCAUUGGUCCUGAGCAUCUCAUCAAGUACGUUGCCGGUGCCCACACCCGCAUCUGCUAUAGCAGUGUGUCUCCCCUGCAAGAAGCAGCCGCCGUCGCAUUCGAGCAGGCCGACAAGGAGGGAUUCUGGGAUGAAAGCCGGAAUGAUAUGCAGCAGAAGAUGAAACGUUUCUGUAAAGUAUUUGAUGAGCUUGGCAUUCCGUACUCCGACCCUGAAGGUGGCUACUUCGUUCUCGCCAACAUGGCCGCAGUCAAGCUGCCGGCCGACUAUCCGUUCCCACCGCAUGUGGCCAACCGGCCCCGAGACUUCAAACUCUGUUGGUUCCUGAUUCAGGAGGUUGGUGUGGCCGCCAUCCCGCCCACGGAGUUCUACACCGAUGCCAACUCGCACAUUGCCGAGGACUAUCUGCGCUUUGCGGUCUGCAAGAACGACGAUGUGCUCGAGACGGCCAAGGAGAGGCUGAGGGGCCUGAAGAAGUAUAUUCAGUGA